Molecule: messenger RNA, 1887 nt
Organism: Ornithodoros turicata
Lineage: Eukaryota; Metazoa; Arthropoda; Arachnida; Ixodida; Argasidae
Exons: 4
Source: RefSeq, a predicted model, not a curated record
AUGACAAGUAUCCUGCCUCCACCCAAGCCACUCGAUGUUACCGGCGAUCUUUCGAAAGCUUGGAAGUUGUGGAAAGGCGAUUUUAGACUCUUCUCUACAGCGACAAAUCUAAAGGCGCAGCCAAAGGAAGUUCAGGCCGCGACCUUCUUGGUUACACUGGGUGAAGAAGGAAGGAAGAUAUGCAAUACGCUACAGUUUGAAACCGAAGCGGACCGUGACGAUGUCGACAAGCUUAUCGAAAAACUGGAAGAGCACUGCAAACCGACGCUCAAUUUAACGUACCAGGAAUUUCUGUUCGGAUCGCGAAACCAGAAAGAAGGGGAGCGAUUUGACGAGUGGCUGACAGAGCUUCGGAUACUCGCUGCUAGCUGCGAGUUCGAGACCUUGGAAAAACGCAUGCUGCGAAGCCGCAUAAUCCUUGGAGUUCGCGACAAGAAACUUCAGCAAAGGCUGAUCUCGGAAAAUCCGUCAUGCAAAGAAUGCAAGAGUUGCGGUAAACUUAACCACUUCGUCAGUGUGUGCAGAAGCAAAGGACAACGAAAGAAAUAUAGAGGGAAGCCGAAGGCAAAACAAGUCCUUGAAGUGGAACGUGAAGAAGACACUUACUUCUUCCAAAUGCUGUCCGUAAAUAACGUCGCAUCGAGCGAUCUCUGGUCUGCUGAGGUUACGAUCGAGGACGUAAAGCUAAACCGCAGAGUAGACACUGGUGCCAACUGUUCCGUCAUAUCAGCUGGACAGUUGAGUAAAGUCACUGACAAGAAGACUUCAAAAUGCAACGUUACCUUGAACACCUUCUUUGGCUUCAAGCAAAAGGCCGCAAGCAGGGUUCCUCUGCAAGCAUCAUGUAACGGCCAAAGCAGAAAGGUGCUGUUCUUCGUCGUACCACAAGAGGUACUGCUUACCCUGAGUGGGAAAGCGUCGGAAGAACUAGGUCUGGUCCAGCGCACACUGCAUUCGGCAGUUGCUACAAAAGCAAGCGACGAACAUCACUUAUACGGACCAGCACAACCUUAUCGCGACGUCUUUGAAGGCCUUGGAAAGCUAAAAAGGGUACAGUACCACGUGAAGUUAACACCCCAUGCAAAAGGAGCUGCAAAACCAGCAUGGCGGAUUGCCGUUGCACUGAAAGACAAAGUCAAGCGCGAACUCGACCACAUGGAAGCCGACGAAGUAAUCGCCAAGGUGACGGAACCUGCCGAGUGGGCGAGCAACACGGUGGUCGUGGUCAAGAAAGAUAAGGUCAGGAUCUGUCUUGAUCCCGCAGAUCUCAACAAGACGCUCCUUCGGGAACACUACCCCAUGGCCACACUCGGAAGAUAUCGCGCCGCGUCUGGUAAAGGCAAACUCGACAAGGACUCCUCAUACAUCUGUACUAUGAGCACACCGUUUGGGCGAUACCGUUUCCUAAGGAUGCCGUUUGGGAUUUCAACAGCUCCUGAAGUCUUCCAGCGAGCUAUGCACAGGGUCCUACAGGAUCUCGACGGUGUCGAUGUCGUAAUGGACGAUAUCCUUGUCUGGGGAGGGACCAAGGCUGAGCAUGAUCAACGCCUUAUGAGGCUGCUGGAGCGAUGCAGGGAUCAAGUACGGUACUUGGGACAAAUGAUCACGUCAGAAGGACUUCCUGUGGAUCCAAGGCGAGUCGAGGAUAUUCUCGCCGUUACUGAGCCAACAAAUGUCAAGGAACUUCGUACCUUCCUGGGCAUGAUCAACUUCGUGUCAAGAUUCAUCCCCAAUGCAUCACAGGUGUCGGCACCGCUACGUGAACUGCUCAAAACAGAUACAAUUUGGGAAUGGUCAACCGCUACCAUGGCUACCAUCCAGUACGACAAGUCUGCAGCUUCACUCUGGUUUUGUGCACAUUUGGACGUGUUGAAUGCCGCAGCAUGG